AUCAUGAACAAGUGGCUGGGAGAUGUAGUUAUACGGUUAGUAGAUGAUAAAGUGGAGGAGGUGGCUGUGAGUACUCUGGAGGGCGAGGGGAAGGUGGUGGCUGUCUACUUCUCUGCUCACUGGUGCCCUCCCUGCAGGGCCUUCACUCCACAGCUUGCCAAGUGGUACCGGAAAUUCAAGGAUGGACCAAAUGGAGACAAGUUUGAGAUUGUAUUCGCUAGCUCUGAUCGUGAUGAUCAAUCUUUCAUGGACUAUUUCAAAGACAUGCCUUGGCUUGCCCUUCCCUAUGCAGAGAGAAAGAAGAAGAAUGAUCUGUCAAGAAAAUUCAAGGUUUCUGGUAUCCCGACAUUGGCAAUGGUGAAUGCUGCCAAUGGGAAGCUCAUCACAUCCGAUGGCCGCAGUGUCAUCGUAGAAGAUGAUUCCGGUAAAAAGUUUCCAUGGAUACCCGGUCCUUUCCUUGAGGUUGUCAAAGGGAAGUUUUGUAAGGGCAUAAAAGGAAAGGAAGUGGAUACCGAACACCUCAGAGGGAAGACCCUCGGUGUAUACUUCUCAGCAUAUUGGUGUGGGCCUUGCAGAUCCUUUACUCCUCAGCUGGCCAGCAUCUACAAGAAACUUAGAUCUAGGGGCAUAAAGUUUGAAAUAAUCUAUGUCAGUUCUGACAAGGACGAACGACAGUGGAAGGAUUACUAUUCCACCAUGCCCUGGAUUUGUGUACCAUAUGGUGACCCCAGAAAGAAGGUCCUUUCUAGAAUGUUCGAUGUUCAAGGUAUACCUACUCUGGUGAUGAUCGAUGAGCAUGGACAGGUUAUCAACAUGGGUGCUCGAUCUGCCGUGGGGAUGGACCUGCAAGGGGAGAGAUAUCCAUGGUACCCUGAGCCAGUGAGACAGCUUACAGGGUUAACCGGAGCAGACAUUAACGACUUUGUCUCUCUUGUGUGGUUCAAGUACGAUCGAACGGGUAGCGAACUAGCAGAUGUGAUGAGACCGGUUGCUAAGGAAUGGAUCCAAAAGUGGAAGGAUGCGGGAGAAGAAGAGUUGAUGAUGUUCUAUGUGACAGGGAGUGAUAUAGAUGAUGAGGAUGACAUCGCUAUCUCCUUGACAAGUUUUGCAGCACUUAAGAAAGACACACAAUUGGCUAUUGUCGACAUAAACAACCAGAAGGUGUACGAGUGUGAUGCUACUGAUGUGGAUGCUGGUGUUAUGGGAGUGUUUGUGGAAGGAUUCCUCAACCAGUCAAUUGAGGGGAAACCUCUAAAAUCAUGAAUUACUAGCACACCCACAGCUGCUCACUAAUUUUACCAUUAUAUAUAAUUUAUAUAGACUUUUUUAUUUUACACUGUUGAUGCUCAUCAUGUGGUUUUGUGUUAUUUUUGUAUUGGUCCGUGUUUAUGAUUUCCCAGCUGAUAUAAGUUAAUGCAGUUGGUUAUCAAAUAAUAAAUAUUGUCACAGUACACUGA
This is a messenger RNA of Halichondria panicea, 1457 nucleotides long. Its product is annotated as nucleoredoxin-like. The record is from RefSeq and is a predicted model, not a curated record. Gene Ontology annotation, cellular component: nucleus. The transcript has 7 exons. Lineage: Eukaryota; Metazoa; Porifera; Demospongiae; Suberitida; Halichondriidae. The coding region runs from base 4 to 1263 and encodes 419 amino acids. Gene Ontology annotation, biological process: negative regulation of Wnt signaling pathway; negative regulation of protein ubiquitination. Gene Ontology annotation, molecular function: thioredoxin-disulfide reductase (NADPH) activity.